Drosophila ananassae is the source of this 1106-nucleotide messenger RNA. RefSeq names its product exosome complex component MTR3 (gene Mtr3). The record is from RefSeq and is a predicted model, not a curated record. Bases 89 to 1066 code for a protein of 325 amino acids. NCBI's taxonomy places the organism in Eukaryota, Metazoa, Arthropoda, Insecta, Diptera, Drosophilidae. The transcript is spliced from 2 exons. Gene Ontology annotation, biological process: rRNA catabolic process; U4 snRNA 3'-end processing; nuclear mRNA surveillance. Gene Ontology annotation, cellular component: cytoplasmic exosome (RNase complex); nuclear exosome (RNase complex); nucleolus.
AAUGAUGAAGAAUGGUCACACCCGGUCCAUUUAGCGGCCCAUGUUUUUGGCCCACAUGUAUAUUUGAUUUGUUUACGGUUAAGAAAUUAUGUUACGGGUGACACAGACCAAGAACAGCCUGCUCGAUGGCGCCACCAUUGCUGACAACCUAUACACCACACCGCAGGACUGCGAGGAGUUCUUUGAAAGCCUGGAAAAGCCCUCCAAAGACCCCAAAAAGUUCACCCCACGAAAAACCUUUAUUCGCGCCGGAGUACUAACAACAGUCAGAGGCUCUGCUUACAUGGAAUAUGGCAACACAAAGGUCCUGGCUAUUGUCGCACCACCGCACGAGCUGAUGCGAGCCAGUGCCCGGCGGAUGAACAUGGGAGUCAUCAACUGCUAUGUGAAUUUCGCAGCCUUCGCCACCGGCGAGCUGGAAUCCGUCCCAGAGCGGGAACGUCACUUGGGUAGCAUGCUGACAAAGGCACUCGAGCCGGUCGUCUGCAGAACAGAGUUCCUCAACUUCCAGCUCGACAUCCGAGUGCUGAUCCUAGACGACGAUGGUUGCCUGCUGAGCACGGCCAUCAAUUGCUGUGGCGUGGCCCUGGUUGAAUGUGGCAUUUCAACAUAUGAUCUGAUUACAGCCUCUACGGCGUGUAUCUAUCGCAAUCACGUAUUCCUGAAUCCCAGCUCCAAGGUGGAGGAACUACUGUGGAAGCAUCGCGGAGUCCAAAUUGAAGCUGCGAGUGGGUCUGCUCCCGAGGAACAUGGUUUGGUCAUCACCGCCAGUAUGGACACAUUUGAUCAGAUCGCCCAGUGCCAGCAGUGCGGGUACCUCAGCCCGGAAACCUAUGUUAAGCUGCUGGACUACACACUGGCUGUCAAUAAGUCUUUGAGGCAGCUAAUCCGUCAAGUGCUGACCACCCGGGUCAGGGAGCAGCACGAGCUGGAUCUGCGCGAAAAGACAGAGAGCGCCUUGGAGGACAAGAGGCUAAAAGAGAUCAUUGAACGACUGCAGCAGAAGGGACUGGAUGAGUUCAUUCAGUCCAAUAUCAAAGAAGAUCCUUAUGUGAAGAGAAUGUAAAUAAACCAAUUUCAAAUUUGAACUAAUUGGAAUCCUGAAA